GGAGGAGGAGGUGGAGGACGGAGAACCCAACCUCAGCCUCCAGCUAGAAAGUUUCAUGUACUUUACGGAUUAAAGGUAAUAUUAGCUCAUUGGGAAGAAGGAUUUUACCAACAGAUCAUCUGGUCAUUUCAGAAGUCACAUUCCUAACAUUGGCAAGCAUGCUGCUCCGGAGGCUGUGUUCAAGGACCCAAGUGGACCCCCCAAAACUGUCCUGGAGGACCACCAGGACUCUGUCACAAGGCAAACCCCAUGGCAGCUCCUUUGCCCACCGCCACGAGCUGCGCCACGCCAAGAGGAUCGUGGUCAAGCUGGGAAGCACAGUGGUCACCCGCGGCGACGAGUGCGGCCUGGCGCUGGGGAGGCUGGCUUCUAUCGUGGAGCAGGUGGCCGCGCUGCAGAACAAGGGCCGUGAAAUGAUGAUAGUCACCAGUGGAGCGGUGGCCUUUGGCAAGCAGCGACUACGUCAUGAGGUCCUGCUGUCUCAGAGCGUCCGUCAGUCCCUGCACUCAGUUCACAGUCAGCUGACAGACAUGCAGUCAGUGCCGUUGCUGGACGCCCGAGCCUGUGCAGCAGCAGGCCAGAGUGGACUGAUGGCCCUCUAUGAGGCCAUGUUCACCCAGUAUAGCAUCUGCAUCGCACAGAUUCUGGUGACCAAUCUGGACUUCUAUGAUCACCAGAAGAGGAAGAACCUGAACAGCACCUUGCAGGAGCUAUUGCGCAUGAACAUUGUACCCAUCAUCAACACAAACGACGCCGUCGUGCCCCCGCCGGAGCCCGACAGCGACCUGCAGGGGGUGAUCAGCAUUAAGGACAACGACAGCCUGGCGGCGCGUCUCGCCGUGGAGAUGAGGGCCGACCUGCUAAUCGUGCUCUCUGAUGUGGAAGGACUGUACAACAGCCCCCCCGGAACCGAUGACUCAAAGCUCAUCGACACCUUCUAUCCCGGAGAUCAACAGUCCAUCACCUACGGGACAAAGUCCAGAGUGGGAAUCGGCGGCAUGGAGGCUAAAGUAACGUCGUCCAUCUGGGCGUUACAAGGUGGCACCUCCGUGGUUAUCGCCAACGGCACCCAUCCCAAAGUCACGGGCCACGUCAUCACUGACAUUGUGGACGGGAAGAAAGUGGGCACAUUUUUUUCUGAGACUAAACCAGCUGGCCUGACUGUCGAGCAGCAGACAGAAACCGCUCGAAAUAUGGGAAGAAAGCUGGCAUCUUUGCACCCGGAACAGAGGUGCGAGAUCAUCUACCACCUUGCAGACCUUUUGGUUGAAAGGAAAGAGGAGAUUCUUUCCGCCAACAAGAUGGACUUAGAGCUGGCAGUCAGUGCAGGCCAACUUCCGUCCGCCACGCUAAGGUGUCUAAACCUGUCGGCAGCCAAGCUCAACAGCCUGGCUGUGGAUCUGCGCCAGAUAGCGACCGCCACCCUGGACAGUGUGGGCCGGGUACUGCGCAGGACCAGGGUGGCUCACAACUUGGAGCUGGAGCAGAUCACUGUGCCGGUCGGGGUUCUUCUGGUCAUCUUCGAGGCUUGGCCCGACUGUGUCCCGCAGAUGUCAGCAUUAGCCAUAGCUAGCAGUAAUGCACUGCUGCUAAAGGGCGGCAAAGAGGCGGCCAACACCAUCGGUGUCCUCCAUCAGAUCACACAGGAAGCUCUCACCGUGCAUGGAGUCAGAGAUGCUGUACAGCUGGUGAGCUCCCGCGAAGAGGUGGAGGAUCUGUGCCGUCUGGACAAGAUGAUCGACUUGAUCAUCCCCCGGGGGUCUUCCCGGCUGGUCCGAGACAUCCAGCAUGCCGCCAAGGGCAUUCCAGUGCUGGGUCACAGUGACGGCAUCUGCCACAUCUACCUGGACGCGGAAGCAAGCGUAGACAAAGCUAUCAAGAUCAUCCGAGACUCCAAGUGUGACUACCCGGCGGCUAGCAACGCUAUGGAAACGCUCCUGAUCCACUGUGACAUCCUCGGGACGCCGCUUUUCGACCAGAUCAUUAACAUGCUGCACGCCGAGAGGGUGAAGAUCCACGCCGGCCCGGAGUUGGCCUCCUACAUGAUGUUCAGCCCGUGCCGGGCCCAGUCCAUGCGCACCGAGUACGGCGACCUGGAGUGCUGCGUGGAGGUGGUGGACAGCAUGCAUGAAGCUGUGAAGCACAUCCACAAGUACGGCAGCUCCCACACGGACGUCAUCAUCACAGAAAAUGAGGAGACAGCCCAGCACUUCCUGCACCAGUUGGAUAGCGCCUGCGUCUUCUGGAACGCCAGCUCUCGUUUUGCUGACGGCUACUGCUUUGGACUGGGUGCAGAGGUAGGCAUCAGCACAGCGCGAAUUCACGCCCGCGGCCCCGUAGGCCUGGAGGGGCUGCUCACCUCCAAGUGGAUCCUUAGAGGGGACGGCCAGACGGCGGCCGACUUCUCAGAGCGAGGCACCAUGAAGUACCUCCACGAAAACAUAGACCCUGGCCAACAGUGCCAGCUCUAGGCUGUGUGUGGCUCUUAACAAUUUUUUGUUUGUGGCUCCAUUUCAAUCUUUAGUAUCACAAAGGAAGUUCAAUUAUAUGCGUUGCAAAUGGAAUUGAAGGCUCCAAAUGUCUCUAGUUAUUAAAUAUAGAAACAAUCUAAAUUGACUUUAACAUGGUCUGGGCCUUUCUGAUCAUAUGUUGGAACCCAAAACAACCACAGAGGGUUUACGUUUGGAACCAGCCCUGCUGGCCAGGUAGAGGAACAGCAGCCUAAUUAAAGAUGGCCUGAAAAAAAGCAAAAACGUGGAGUAAUAAUGUUCAUAAAAUGUGUGUGGCUUAAAACUUAUGAUUUUUAAAUAUAACACUUUCUCUCAGUGGGUAAUAGAAGCAGCAUUCUCACGGUGUCAUUUUUUAUUUAUCUUUUCAUUCGACUAUGGUCUCUUAUUUACCUAAUUAUAUAAUAAAUAUAGAAUUUUGUAUCUCAGUCCAUUAUUAAGCUUGCGUCUCUAAAUUCUUAAUUUUGGAUACAAAGUUACAUUGUUAUGUGACUUUUCUUUGAUUGCCAAAUACAAAAACUCAAAUAAUUUCUGAUUUUUUCUGCAAACAAUUACAUUUUGAAUUUUCAAACAAUUACAUUUUUAAAACCAAUUUACCGUAUUUCCUUGAAUUGCCGCAGGGCAUAUAGUAUGCGCCUGCCUUGAACUACUGCCAAGUCAAACUCGCUUCGCAAAAUAAUUAGCGCAUGCUUAGUAUUACCGCCGGGUCAAACUCGUGACGUCACGAGUGACACUUCCCCUGUCAUCAUUUUCAAAAUGGAGGAGGCUGGUUUCAAUACCGGUAAUUUGAAAUCGCAUAAAGGGAAGAAGAUUAAGAGCUAUUCAGUAGGAUUUAAGGUCCAAGCUUACAUCACACUCAAAUUUUUGCUGCAUGCCUUUGGUAAGUGCUGGAGUGAGGUUUUAAAUUAAUUAGCGCCCCGGUGGCAACUCAAGGAAAUACGGUAUAUUGUAUUAUUUAUUUAAAAAAAACAAAUACAUGUUUUUCAUCAAAACAUUUUUGUAAAUUAGUUUUUAUCCAGAAAAAAUAUUUGGAUAUAUCUUAUUACUCGUUUAAAAUAUACUAAAUUGGUAGUACAUGUUAUUUCAUGAAAAUAUAUUUAGAUUUUUUUUAUUAUCCAGUAAAAAAGAUAAUUUGGACAUUUUUUUCAAAAAAUAGUAAAUUGGGAGAGACAUGUUUUUUUAUUAAAACAUUUUUGUAAAUUAGUUUUUAUCCAGAAAAAAUAUUUGGAUAUAUUUUAUUACUCGUUUAAAAUAUACUAAAUGGUAGUACAUGUUAUUUCAUGAAAAUAUAUUUUGAUUUUUUUUAUUAUCCAGUAAAAAAGAUAAUUUGGACAUUUUUUUUCAAAAAAUAGGUAUUUGGGAGGGACAUGUUUUUUUAUUAAAACAUUUUUGUAAAUGAGUUUUUAUCCAGAAAAAAUAUUUGGAUAUAUUUUAUUACUCGUUUAAAAUAUACUAAAUUGGUAGUACAUGUUAUUCUAUGAAAAUAUGUUUUGAUUUUUUUAUUAUCCAGUAAAAAAGAUAAUUUGGACAUAUUUAAAAAAAAAAAUAGUAAAUUG
Messenger RNA from Nerophis ophidion (straightnose pipefish), 4063 nucleotides. It is a transcript of the gene aldh18a1, whose product is annotated as aldehyde dehydrogenase 18 family, member A1. The record is from RefSeq and is a predicted model, not a curated record. The transcript is spliced from 18 exons. The coding region runs from base 159 to 2471 and encodes 770 amino acids. Gene Ontology annotation, cellular component: cytoplasm; mitochondrion. NCBI's taxonomy places the organism in Eukaryota, Metazoa, Chordata, Actinopteri, Syngnathiformes, Syngnathidae. Gene Ontology annotation, molecular function: glutamate 5-kinase activity; glutamate-5-semialdehyde dehydrogenase (NADP+) activity; ATP binding.